Molecule: messenger RNA, 1395 nt
Organism: Penicillium maclennaniae
Lineage: Eukaryota; Fungi; Ascomycota; Eurotiomycetes; Eurotiales; Aspergillaceae
Product: arrestin family protein
Exons: 6
Coding region: 1-1395 (464 amino acids)
Biological process (GO): ubiquitin-dependent endocytosis
Cellular component (GO): cytoplasm; cytosol; plasma membrane
Molecular function (GO): ubiquitin protein ligase binding; protein-macromolecule adaptor activity
Source: RefSeq, a predicted model, not a curated record
AUGGCUCUCAGCUUCUUGAGUGGUGGCGGAAGUGCCAGUAACGCCAAGUACUUCGACAUUCGACUAAACGAUGAGUACAUCGUAUUUCGCGGCAACGAACAUGAGGCUGCCAGCGCCCACUUGAAGGGUACGGUCUUGCUCUGCCUGUCCGAGCCCCUCGCUAUCAAGCACAUUCGCCUACAGUUGACAGGCAUGUCGCGCGUCUGCUGGCACCUUCCAUCUAGUUCAUCCGCCGGUGGUCGCAAGUCCUGGCGCGAGCGAGUCUUCUACGACCAGACAUGGCGAUUCCGUGAGCCCGCCAAGGGCAAGACGGAGGUCUUGGCGGCUGGCAAUUAUGAGUACCCUUUCGACGUCGUUUUGGAAGGCUCCAUGCCUGAGAGCGUGGAGGGUUUGUCCGAGACCUGGGUGAUGUACAGAUUCAAGGCCGAGAUCGGACGGAAGUACGCCAAGGAUAUCGUCGCUCGGAAGCCUCUGCGCAUCAUCCGAACCCUUGAUCCUAGCGCAUUGGAGCUCGCACAUGCGAUGUCGGUGGACAACAUUUGGCCGAAUAAGAUCGAGUACUCCAUCAGCACCCCCACGAAGGCAGUCAUGUUCGGCACUGCCAUUCGCGUUGAUUUCAAACUAGUCCCGCUUCUCAAGGGUCUGCGCAUAGGACAGACUACGUCACAGCUCAUCGAAAGCCACGAUUUGACCCUUAACCCGGAAGAUCCCGACUCCAUUCGGAACACCUACAAGAUUACCCGGACGAUCUUAACCGACGAGCACGAGGUCGAUGAGGAUAACGUCGAGAUUAUCGAUGAGGCGGCCGAAGGAUACCAUUUCACGCGCUAUCUCGACAUGCCGCAAACCCUGACUCGCUGCCUCCAGGACGUGGACACCAAAGGCAUUAAAAUCCGCCACAAGCUGAAGUUCCGCAUUCAACUCCACAACCCCGACGGCCACAUCAGUGAGCUCCGCGCGACGCUUCCAGUCUCGGUCUUUAUCUCCCCGAACAUUGCCAUUGACGAGAACAACAAUCUCCGUGAGCAAACACAGCAGACGAAUCGUCGGACUGCCGAUGAGUUUGCCACCAACCAGGCACCUCCCCUCUAUGGAGAGCAUACCGUCGACCAGCUAUAUAGCGAGGUCGACCCCGAAUGGUUACCGCACUCCGGGACCGAGCAGUGGCGGACCCGUCGUUUGAACAGUCUCAGCGCAAACCGUCUCCAGCCGGCCACACUUGGGGAGAUACCCAACUCUCCCCCAGAAAACCACGCCAACUCGCGUGGAUUGAAUGUCCACUUCGGUGACUACUUUGGGCCGUCCUCCGGGUCAGGCACACACAGUCCCGCCAGUCCAGAGCUCUCCCGCAGACCUUCUGACGACGGGACCCAUUCCCGAUCCAAUCGGGCAUGA